GUAAGUCUUUAAACAUAAAUAGAUAUUCCUCCUGACAUUAGUUUGCGCAGCUCGCAUGCAGCGCCACUUAAACCCAAUUUGUCUCUCUCUGCAGCCAGUCAUGUAAUGACGUCAUGUGUCCAGGGAAUGCGGGCUGGGAACCGCAUUCUUUUUUUUUUUUCUUUUCCCUCCUCCUCCCUCCCUCCCUUCAGUUAACGCCUUCCCGACUGAGAGAAGGCAACACAGGAAGAGGGAAGGAGUAAGUGGAGGAAAAAAAAAAAGGACGGGACGCCCUCCUCCUCUUCCUCCUGUGUGGGCGAAUAACGGUGCAUGAGAAGUUAUCGCAGCCAGACAAUAGCGCCAGUUGAGUCUCUAUUCCAGGAGCCAAGCUGGGGUGUUCCACCAUGGAAGAUUUGGGAGUGCCUGAGCCGCUUAACUACCCUCUCAGUCCUCGUAUUGUUGUCUUUGAUGCUCUCCUGGCUGAUUUGGAAAGCACCGGCUCCCCCCUCGCUCGUUGCCCGGUCUUGCUUACGUCCGAUCCGCCAGCGCACACUGAUCCGGACGUGCAGAACCCCACCGAGGUCCGCCCACCGCCACCCGCCUACACCCCACAGCAGACGGUUUCCGCAGCCAUGAAGUCCUCCCAAAAUUCCAACCCAGACAAACUAUACAGCACGGUGUGUAAAUCCCGUUCUCCUCGCUCAGCCGAUCCCCCUGCUCCUCCAGUUCCUCCAGCCUUCUCCUCCUCCUCACUGCUGGGAGGAGGUCUGAGUGAACUGGACCAUCUGCUACAGGAGCUGAACGCCACCCAAUUCAACAUCACAGAUGAGAUCCUGGCCCAGUUUCCCACUUCUAAAGAGGAUAAGAUGAAGGAUAAGGACUCCAUUGUCUCCAACUCUGCAAAGCCCUCCGCGACAUCCGCCACGCUGGAGUUGGACAAACUGAUGGCGUCUCUCUCAGACUUCCGUGUCCAGAGCACACCGGCUGUGCCUGUCAGUCCAGUGAUUAUGACAACAGCAACAGCAACAACGACAGCAGUAACACCACAGCAGCCGGUUGCUCCUCCACAACCUUCAUCGGGUGGCUCGCUGGAUAGCAUGCUAGGCCUCCUCCAAUCUGACUUAAGCCGGCAAGGGGUUCAAACUUCCCCCAAAGGAAACUGUUCGGCCUGUCAGAAGCCUGUCGUGGGACAGGUAGUGACAGCCCUGGGCAAAGUGUGGCACCCGGAGCACUUUGCGUGCACAGAAUGCGAGACAGAGUUGGGCAGCCGCAACUUCUUCGAGAAAGACGGGCGGCCGUACUGCGAGUCCGACUACUUCGCGCUUUUCUCCCCUCACUGCGCCCACUGCAAUAAGCCCAUACUAAAUAAAAUGGUGACUGCCCUGGAGAAGAACUGGCACCCCGAGUGUUUCUGCUGCGUCAAGUGCAGCAACACGUUUGGCGAAGAAGGCUUCCACGACCGUGAGGGCCAGCAGUACUGCCAGCAGUGCUUCCUGACUUUGUUUGCCUCCCGCUGUCAAGGCUGCAGCCAGCCCAUCCUGGAAAACUACAUCUCGGCUCUCAACUCUCUGUGGCACCCGCAGUGCUUCGUCUGCAGGGAGUGUUACAGCCCGUUCGUGAACGGCAGCUUCUUCGAGCACGAGGGCAAGCCGCUGUGCGAGGCCCACUACCAUCAGUCACGGGGCAGCGUGUGCCAGGCGUGCCAGCAGCCCAUCCUGGGCCGCUGCGUCACCGCCAUGGGGGCCAAGUUCCACCCCCACCACCUGGUGUGCCACUUCUGCCUGAAGCCGUUGAGCAAAGGAUGCUUCAAGGAGCAGGAGAACAAGCCCUACUGCCAUCCGUGCUUCAUCAAGCUCUUUGGCUGAAGACACGGACCACCUCUCCUCCUCCUUUGGUUUGAAAUUUUAUACUGUAGCAAUGAGGGUAAAGCUGAUCUCUUUUGUGCUUUUAAGAGUACAGUGAAAAAAUAAUCGAGACCCUGACAAUUUUACAAUUUCCUGUAGACGCCACAACAUAUUUCCUGGGCAGACGAUGUCACUAGGUAGUGCCAAAGCAGUACUUUUUAUAUUUUAGGUCAUGUUUGGCACCAAGAGGCCACAAAAUAGCGCAAGAGCAUUACGUUUGCAUUGAGACUAUGCUGAGCACAAAAACAGCUCAUUUGUUCCUCCAAAUUCUGUGAAUAUGCAAGGGAGCACUGUACUGUAAUAAAUAAAAUCGCCAAAUCAUUUUCUAUUUUCAAAAAAGAGGACAGCACAUAAGCCCGGUGGUGUGAAAUACAACUGAAAGAAGUACACUAUAAUUAGAAUCUAAUUGUAAUGUCUCAUUAUGAAACACACCAAAAAUAAUGGCAAAUAUUUUUGUUACGUGCUUGUAUUUAUUACGUAAUGUGCUGAGUCAAUUAAAUAUUUCAAACCAAAGAUAUAUAAAAUAAAUAUAUGGAAGGAUUUUUCUUUUCAGAGAUGCAGUUGUUUAAGUUUUCAGACCAAAUAAAUUACUGAAGGUGUUUUUAUGUAGUCCGCUUCUUACAGUAUAUGAAUAGGACCAUUUAAAAUAUCACAUGCUCUAUAUCGGAUCACAUUACGUCAAAAAUACUGUAUGCACUUUUCCAAAAACUUCCAAAGAAUAAAACUACACGUUUCAUUUGUAAUUUCA
Molecule: messenger RNA, 2631 nt
Organism: Syngnathus acus (greater pipefish)
Lineage: Eukaryota; Metazoa; Chordata; Actinopteri; Syngnathiformes; Syngnathidae
Product: transforming growth factor beta-1-induced transcript 1 protein-like
Exons: 12
Coding region: 384-1844 (486 amino acids)
Source: RefSeq, a predicted model, not a curated record